Molecule: messenger RNA, 1883 nt
Organism: Hevea brasiliensis (rubber tree)
Lineage: Eukaryota; Viridiplantae; Streptophyta; Magnoliopsida; Malpighiales; Euphorbiaceae
Exons: 6
Coding region: 273-1634 (453 amino acids)
Source: RefSeq, a predicted model, not a curated record
CUCAAAUUGGACAUAGCCCCACAUUCUUUUGCAAGCACCUAAUAGGGACUAGGGGAACAAAAUCCCCCCUCUCUCCCUAUCUCUCUCCCUCUCUUCCAAAAAACUGUUCUUCUGAAAAUAGCAAAAAGUGGAAUGGAAUAGAAUGUUUCUGAUCUAAACUAAGUCCAGAUUUCAGGCUCUCUAAAACGGAAAGAUUAUCUUACCAAGAAAACAGAGGAAGCAAAGGAAAAAGAGAACUGAAAAAAAACAGAGCAAGGGGGAGAGAGAAAGAGAUGGGAGGGGUGACAUCGUCCAUGGCGGCGAAAUUUGCCUUCUUUCCACCAAACCCACCUUCAUACAAGCUAAUAACAGAUGACCUCACUGGUCUCUUGCUUUUGAGCCCCUUCCCUCACCGUGAAAAUGUUGAAAUUUUGAAAUUGCCCACUAGGAAAGGCACAGAGAUUGUGGCAAUGUACAUAAGGCAUCCUAUGGCCACCUCUACUCUUCUUUACUCUCAUGGGAACGCUGCCGAUCUGGGGCAGAUGUAUGAGCUUUUCAUCGAAUUGAGCAUCCACCUGAGGGUUAAUCUCAUGGGGUAUGACUAUUCCGGUUAUGGACAAUCAUCUGGAAAGCCAAGUGAGCAGAAUACAUAUGCAGAUAUUGAAGCUGCAUACAAGAGCCUAGAAGAAAAUUAUGGAACCAAGCAAGAAGACAUUAUCCUUUAUGGACAAUCUGUUGGAAGUGGCCCCACCGUAGAUCUUGCUGCUCGACUGCCUCAGUUACGAGCUGUUGUUCUGCAUAGUCCGAUACUUUCAGGUUUAAGAGUCAUGUAUCCUGUCAAGCGUACAUACUGGUUUGACAUUUAUAAGAAUAUUGACAAAAUUCCACUAGUUAAUUGUCCUAUUCUUAUCAUUCAUGGAACUUCAGAUGAGGUGGUCGAUUGCUCCCAUGGUAAGCAACUCUGGGAACUGUGUAAAGAAAAAUAUGAACCACUAUGGCUUAAAGGAGGGAACCACUGCGAUUUAGAGCACUUUCCAGAGUAUAUCAGGCAUCUGAAGAAGUUCAUAUCAACUGUUGAGAAAUCUCCUUCUCAAAGAUACAGUUCAAGGAGAAGCACAGACCAGUUUGAACAAGCCCGGAAGAGUACUGAUGUAUUUGAGGUUUCAAGGAAAAGUACAGACCGGAGAGAGAAACCAAGGCAUAGUACUGACAGGCCUGAGAAACUAAAAAGCCAAUCUAAUCAUGCUGAAAAGCUGGAAAAGCUCAAAAAUCAGUCUAAUAAUGCUGAUAAACUAGAAAAGUUACGCAUCUCCUUUGAUCAAAUGGAAAGGUCUCGAAGAAGUGUUGAUUGCCUUGAGAAGUCCCGUAAAAGCAUUGACCAUCAACUGGAAAGAGCACGGAAAAGCGUUGACAGGAAUCAAGUUAUGGAAUGGAUAGGGAAAAGGGCAACUAUGGUCUUCCCCCCUCUGAGCAUACCCUUCUGCUGGAAAUGGCAGUUGAAAAGACAAAUCCUUCAUUUGAUUAGCCAGCAGCUAAGUUAUCAAUUCAGUAAGCAAGGCACAAAGAGAAUUGGCUGCAAUUUGCAAUUGAGGCAUGCAUACACAAGAAGUAGCUAUUUACCUGCAAUAAGCAGCAAAAGAUUUUCAGAUCACUGAAGAGCAUGGCACUGCCACUGUGCGACUCCCUUGGUUUUUAUACUAUUUAUUUCUGGCAGCAGUCAUUGGAAAUUAUCGACUCCAACCAAAAUGAUAAUAUCAAAUGUUUUUAUUUUUGCUUAAUCGGUAAGCAUGGCUUGUAAUCCAUUAAAUCCUUGUUCACCACUGUACCCAUCUGUAGAUCCAAGCUCUCACCAACAGGUUUGUACCAUAUGAGAAAUAUAUUCAAUGACAGGUCGUUGAAUAGUA